CUUCCGGAAUCUCAAUCUCCAUUUGGAGUGACGGAAGUUCGCAGCAGUCUGAAACAACAGCAGGCCCCCACCAUUGCUGUUGUGGCUUCCGGGCAACAUGUACCAGCUGUAAACAUGGCGGAGGAGAUAUUGGAAGCAGUCGAGAAGUUGCAGUUAAGGCUCUCAGAGAAUCAAGAGCCUCGCAAGCUGCUGAAAACUCUCAAAAAGCUGGGGGAGCUUCCUAUAACAGUAGACAUCCUGGUGGAAACAGGCAUUGGAAAGACAGUGAAUUCCCUGCGCAAACAUGAAUUUGCUGGGGAGGCAGCAAAGAACCUUGUGGCCAAGUGGAAAAAGCUUGUGCCAGAGAGAUCUGCAGACAGACCAAAUGUAAAGGAAGGGCGUUCCCACUCACGCAUUAAUGAGUCUGGAGGGCACAAACGAGUCCGGGAGCGGUCUCCAGAUGAGCCUCCACUUAUGGAGGAGGAACAACAUGAAGAGAUGGGAUACCAACAUGGCUACUCCCCCUCCCCUCCACAGCACUACAGCUCUCAGUACAGGCACAGUAGCGCAAGGGAGUAUCAGUCAGAUGAAUAUGAAAGCCCUCCUGAAGAGGAGCCAGAGCCCAGUCCCCCACGCAAUGACAUGAGGCACAGCAAGCCACACAAAGAGCCAGUCAGAGAGCACAAUUCCCAAGACAUUCGGGAACAGGAGAGACGGAAGAAUCGUCCCACGGGUGUCGGCAGCAGUGAGGAGAGGUCGCAUAGAGCCGACAGAGAGCAACAGGGUGGGACGAGUCACAAAUCUAAACACAAUCGACAUUUAAGCCCACACGAAAGCAAAAGGGAAAAGAAAGGAGGAAGUGAUGGAAAAUCAAGGGAGAGGAGGGAAAUUCCAGAGCCAGUGGAUGAGGAUGAGGAGCCAUAUGAGGCUCCAACUAUGUCUUUCGAAUCCUUUCUCACAUACGAUGCUCCGACCCCAAGCAAAAAGAAGAAAAAGCAAUCCUCGCGACCCCCUCAGCCUCCUGCCUCGAUUCCUUCUGCUUCCUCUAAGUCUGGCAAAGCCAAUGGGACCAGUAGUAAACACUCAAAGCCAUCCUCUUCCUCCAUGACCACGCCUGUUCCAGAGAAACGCAGGAAGGUAGUGGAUGUGGUUCCUACACUGCCUGAUAUCCCUUUGCCAGCCAUCCAGCCCAACUACAGACCACUGCCCUCCAUUGAUCUUACACCACUGUCCCCCCAGAGGCGCAAAGUCCCACUGUCAUAUGAGGAAGAGGAUGGUGGCUACGCAGGGCGAAGACUGAACUCUAAAAUGGUGGUGUACUCUGGGUCCAAGACUUCGUAUUUGCCGAAAAUGAUGUCUCUGUAUGAACAGUGUAUCAGAGUCCUACAGAACAAUAUAGAUUCAAUUGAUGAAGUGGGUGGAGUGCCAUUCGAGAUUCUGGAACCGGUUCUGGAGAGAUGCACUCCUGAGCAGCUUUACCGGAUUGAGCAAUGUAAUCCAUAUUUCACAGAAGAGUCGGAUGAUCUGUGGAUGAAACACUGCCAGCGGGAUUUUAAACAUGACCCUCGACAAGAGUAUGAAUCCUGGAGGGAGCUGUAUCUCCGGCUCCAUGAAGAA
This is a messenger RNA of Sinocyclocheilus anshuiensis, 1596 nucleotides long. RefSeq names its product transcription elongation factor B polypeptide 3-like. Gene Ontology annotation, biological process: transcription elongation by RNA polymerase II. Gene Ontology annotation, cellular component: nucleus; elongin complex. The transcript is spliced from 10 exons. Gene Ontology annotation, molecular function: protein binding. The record is from RefSeq and is a predicted model, not a curated record. The annotation marks the transcript as partial. NCBI's taxonomy places the organism in Eukaryota, Metazoa, Chordata, Actinopteri, Cypriniformes, Cyprinidae.